CUGAUAGUUGUACUGCAAGUUUUGAACACGUGGCUCACCGUCUUCCAUGUCAUUUCGCACCUAACACCUACAUUAGCAGGUAUUAAUAAACUUCAUUUAGAGCAGAGAAAGUCAGGCAGUCUUGAGAGUUGAGACGCAGACAAUGAGAUGGGAAAGAGCAUAGGUGAAGUGGGCUUAGAAGAUUUGUGCACGGCAGGUGGGUCGAGCAUAAGCAUAGAGGAAGCCACCGAGAUUUUUCAAGUCAUAAGAGAAGCCAUAGCUAUAGCCAUAGCAGGAACCGUAGGGUCUGACCCUGACCCAAGACAGGUUUGGAAACAUGUGGUAGAUAGGGGAGGGUUAAAGCCAUGGCACUCUCAUCAGCUACAUCAGUUGGUCUACUACUCUGUCUAUGCCAACUGGGAUGCCUCCACCAAUGGCCCUCCUCUUUACUGGUUCCCUUCUCUAUGCGAGUCUAAAUUUACAAACCUGGGACGUAUAAUGGAGGUUCAUGGUCCAAAGCUUUUAGGGACUUCAUACAAGGACCCUAUUGCAAGUUUUAGCCUCUUUCAGAAAUUCUCUGUCCAGCAUCCCGAGACUUAUUGGUCUAUCGUUCUAAAAGAACUUUCGGUUGUGUUUCGUGAAUCCCCAAGUUGCAUUCUAGAUAAAAGUAACAAAUUGAAACCCAGUGGGACAUGGCUUCCUGGUGCAGUUUUGAAUAUAGCUGAAUGUUGUUUAUUGUCCUCUACCCAUCCUAGAAAAGAGGAAAAUAGUUGUGCUCUUGUAUGGAGAGAAGAAGGCUGUGAUGAUUUGGAUGUGAAUCGCAUUACGUUAAAAGAACUUCGCGAACAAGUCAUGAUGGUUGCAAAUGCACUAGAUGCCACUUUUUCAAAAGGUGAUGCAAUUGCCAUUGACAUGCCAAUGACAGUCAGUGCCGUUGUUAUAUAUCUGGCAAUUAUAUUAGCUGGAUUUGUUGUUGUAUCCAUAGCUGACAGUUUUGCGGCGAAGGAAAUUGCAACGCGUUUGCGUGUCUCUAAUGCGAAGGCUAUCUUCACUCAGGAUUUUAUACUGAGAGGAGGUCGAAGGGUUCCUCUAUACAGUCGUGUUGUGGAAGCUGAUCCAUUUAAAGCUAUCGUGCUCCCUGUGACUGGGAAUAAUCUAGGCAUUAAAUUAAGAAAACAGGAUCUAUCAUGGAAAGAAUUCCUUUCCAGUGUCAAUCAACAUCAAAGAUCCAAUCAUUACCAUCCAAUUUAUCGACCGAUUGACUCUACCAUCAAUAUUCUUUUUUCCUCUGGAACCACAGGAGAACCCAAAGCCAUUCCAUGGACACAACUUUCCCCAAUUCGAUGCUCUGCUGAUGGGUGGGCUCACAAUGAUAUUCGAGCUGGGGAUGUUUACUGCUGGCCCACAAAUCUAGGAUGGGUGAUGGGGCCUGUUCUGCUCUUCACAUGCUUUUUAAAUGGUGCAACACUAGCUCUGUAUCAUGGAUCUCCUUUGGGCCGUGGUUUUGGAAAAUUUAUUCAGGAUGCUGGAGUGACUGUUUUGGGCACAGUUCCAAGCUUGGUGAAAACUUGGAAAAGUACGAACUGUUUGGAAGGUUUGGACUGGACAAAAAUAAAAUGCUUUGCUACUACUGGAGAAGCCUCCAAUGUUGAUGAUGACCUUUGGCUUUCUUCCAAAUCUUGCUACAAGCCCGUUCUUGAAAGUUGUGGAGGCACAGAGCUUUCAUCGGCAUAUAUUCAAGGAAGCCUGCUGCAGCCACAAGCUUUUGGAACCUUUAGCACUGCAGCAAUGACGGCAGGCUUUGUCAUCUUGGAUGAACAUGGAGAUUCUUAUCUGGAUGAUGAAGCUUGUGUUGGUGAAGUGGGUUUACUCCCUCUCUACCUCGGAGCAAGUGAUAAAUUGCUUAAUGCUGAUCAUGAGAAAGUCUAUUUUGAGGGAAUGCCAAUGCAUAAUGGAAUGCGCUUGAGGAGGCAUGGGGAUGUCCUUAAAAGAACUGUUGGUGGCUAUUUAAUUGUACAGGGCAGGGCCGAUGACACCAUGAAUCUUGGUGGCAUAAAGACAAGUUCUGUUGAAAUUGAGCGUGUCUGCGACCAAGCUGAUGAAAGCAUCUUGGAGACUGCUGCCAUCAGUGUAGCACCACCAGAUGGUGGUCCAGAACAGUUGAUAAUAUUUGUGGUGCUAAAGCAAGGAUAUAAUCAUCAGCCAGAGAAGUUGAAGAUGGUAUUCUCAAAAGCUAUUCAGAGCAACCUCAAUCCUUUGUUUAAGGUGAGCUUUGUUAAGAUAGUUCCGGAGUUUCCCCGAACGGCUUCAAACAAAUUACUGAGAAGAGUUUUGAGGGAUCAAGUAAAGCAGGAGCUGUCAACUAGAAGUAGAAUAUAAUGGCAAUUGAGGUCGUUAUUACUGAACCAAACAAAAUAUUUAUAUAAUUUUCUUAACUAUCUAUUGAGGUGAAGUUAUUGAGUACGAGAUAAUAUCAGCAUUGGUCCUUUCCGUUUGUUGGGGGAAAUUAUGCACUCUGAUGGUGCUCCAUGUAAGUCUUAUUCAGGGUCACCAUUUUCCACCUCUGCUAGCUGCAUCAAGCGCAUCACUCACCUGCAUCUACAUAUGCAAGCUUUUCUUGUAUGACAAUCAAAUCAUUAAGCUUUCCAUAGUUUGUUUCUAAUUUGGAAUAUUUACGUUAAAGUGAUGUUAUCUCCCAUAUAUUAAGUAUUGUGUUUUUUAUGAUUUUAUAUUCAAAUUAAAUCUUUUUAUUUAUUGUUGAUUGAUUUUAGGUUAGAUGCUUAAUAUGAUAUAAAAACUCAGAUUUUGUUUCAUUAUUCUUUCCUCUCUUUCAGGCUUGUUAAAAUGAUGUUAUCUCAUAUGAUAAGUAUUUUUUUUUAUUGUGGUCUUAUAAUCAAGAGUUGAGUUUGGAUUUUAGUCAAUAUUUUGAAAAUAAGGGGGCUUGAGAAUUCAAUCAGAAUACUCACAGUUUG
Molecule: messenger RNA, 2951 nt
Organism: Durio zibethinus
Lineage: Eukaryota; Viridiplantae; Streptophyta; Magnoliopsida; Malvales; Malvaceae
Product: putative CoA ligase CCL12
Source: RefSeq, a predicted model, not a curated record